AUGUGCCGAUAUGUAGAUGUACUACACACAAAAAACUGGCGAUACACCUUUAUAUAUAUUUUUAAAAGUGUUAUUAGUGGAAUUACAUGUCAAGAUAGAUACAGAAUAAGAUAUAAGAGAAUAAUAGCUGGAAAAAAAGAAGAAAUAUGGAGAAAAACUUUUUCUAUACAAUUAGAACCAGCAUCAUCUGAUAAAAAGAAUGAGAAUUGUAGAAAAAAAAAACCAUUAGGACAGGAAAAAAAAAAUACUCAAAGUGUGGAUAAGUUAGCAUUUUUAUGUAGAAAAAUAACUAAAGCAUGGAAAACAACUAUUGUAGAGAUGGAAAAUACGUAUAAGGAGAAAACAAAAAAAAUGGACAAAGCAUGGAAACAGGAUAUGUGGACUAGGAAAUGGUCUAAGUAUUUAGAAAAUACCCAUAAAUUAAUAAGUUCUAAAUUGAAUAGUCCAGAUCUGUCCAUACGUGACAAGGAAAAAAUUGCAGAAAUAUGGAUAUUUUGGGCUAAAACAGAUUUUAAUGUUUUUUUAAAUCAUGUUAUAUCAGAAUGGAAUAGUAACUAUAAUACAAUCGAAGAAUCUGCUCAAGAAGUAGCAAAGAUGAAAAAAUAA
This is a messenger RNA of Plasmodium malariae, 606 nucleotides long. RefSeq names its product Plasmodium exported protein, unknown function. The coding region runs from base 1 to 606 and encodes 201 amino acids. NCBI's taxonomy places the organism in Eukaryota, Apicomplexa, Aconoidasida, Haemosporida, Plasmodiidae. The record is from RefSeq and is a predicted model, not a curated record. The transcript has 2 exons.